Messenger RNA from Panicum virgatum (switchgrass), 954 nucleotides. RefSeq lists its product as uncharacterized. The record is from RefSeq and is a predicted model, not a curated record. The transcript is spliced from 3 exons. Lineage: Eukaryota; Viridiplantae; Streptophyta; Magnoliopsida; Poales; Poaceae. The coding region runs from base 241 to 840 and encodes 199 amino acids.
CGCAGCAGUCAAAAGGUGGACUGGUUGACGCAACGCAACGCCAGCGAAACCUUCUUCCUCCUUCCCUCCCCCGUGCGGUCCGGUACCCGGCGGAGUCUACCCGAUCUCCUCUAUCCUCUUCCGUGUUCGUAUCUUUCACUCCCAGCCCCCAAUAUUUAUGCCGAGUCUAGAGAGAGAAGAGGAAAAAGAUCGAUUUCCUUGGCGCCAUUGUAACCAAUCAGAGGUGUCGUCGUCUACUUCAUGGGGGAACUAACGCUGUCGAGGUUUCUGUCCGCGAGGUGGGAGCGGCGGCGGCAGCUCUCUCACCGUCAGGUCCGACGACCCCUUACUUCAGUGGAUAAACGAAAAGGUCUGAAAUGCCAACAUGAUGAUAAUACUCAAGGCCGCAAAGGAAUGGGAUCAGAGCCCUGCCUGCAAGAGGAUGCUGCUCGCGCUGCUUGCGUGUCGCACACUUUUCUGCGAUCCUGGAGAUGUUAUCCCAACCUUACCUUCACUUUGGAAACAUUGGGAUUGGAUAGAAGCACGACUAAAAAGGAUGAUCUUUCAAGAUAUUUCAUCAAUAAAGUCAAGCACAUCUUACAUAAUCACGCUGGCAUUGGCAUCAAGGCACUAAACCUUGAACUCUUUCAUGGUAGCAAGGUCAACUUGUGCUACCUCGAUAGUUGGCUUCACAUUGCUGUUACACCAGGGAUUGAAGAACUCACCCUAUCUUUACCUCAUUUCUGGAAAGCGAGAUACAACUUCCCGUGCUCACUUUUAUUUGACAGAGGUGGAAACUCAGUUCAAUAUCUUCACCUCACUGCUGCACCUUCCGCCCCCCAGUUGUUCUUGGUUGUCUGAGAAGAUUGACGCAGUUGCACUUGUGUUAUGUGUGGAUUACUGGGGAUGAGUUGGAACUCCUUCUUUCCAAAUCCUUUACUCUGGAGUGUUUGAGAAUCGCAUAUUGUCCUGAGA